UAUCUAAUCAGCAAGAAGAAAUAGUGAAUAUUCUAAAAUGUUUAUUUGAAGGCUUAGUUAAGACAUAUAAAGAAUUUGAAUCAAGAUCUUGUAGAACAAAUGAGUUACAAAGAUGGCAAGAUACAAAUAGUCUUUCAGUAGCUAGAAAAUUUGCAUAUUAUUAUAAUUAUAUUCCUGAAUUUGCUA
Messenger RNA from Racocetra persica, 186 nucleotides. The record is from the annotation of a GenBank genome assembly. Lineage: Eukaryota; Fungi; Glomeromycota; Glomeromycetes; Diversisporales; Gigasporaceae.